UAGAUCGUUGGCUGAUGAUAUGCUUAGCGUUCAUAAUAUUCCUGUCAAACAAGGAUAUGGACUCACCGAAACUUCACCCGUUAUCAGUCUUGUUGAUGAAAAAAAAAUUAUCAAAGGUUCCGUUGGUUUAUUGUUACCGAAUGUUGAAGCUAAGAUAGUUGCAGAGAAUGGACAAGAAUUGGGAUAUAAUGAAUCCGGGCAACUCUGUCUUCGAGGUCCUAACGUAAUGAAGGGAUAUUUAAACAACAAAGAAGCAACCGACGCAUCAUUUGAUAAAGAUGGAUUCCUGUAUACAGGAGAUGUCGCUGUUAUGGAUGAACAAGAAAAUUUAUAUAUUACCGAUCGCAUCAAAGAGUUGAUUAAAUAUAAGGGUUUCCAAGUUGCCCCCGCUGAAUUAGAAGAAAUCCUAAUCUCACAUCCAGCAGUAUCAGAUGCCGCCGUAGUAGGUUUCAAUUGUGAAGCCGAUGCCACCGAAUACCCCUUGGCCUAUGUCACACUUAAAGUCGGCCAUGAACAGUCUCCGGAGCUGCUUCGUGAAAUACAAAAUUACGUUACCGAUCAAGUGGCACCGCAUAAGAGGUUGAGGGAUGUGAUUUGUAUUGAUCAAAUACCUAAGAGUGCUUCAGGAAAAUUGUUAAGAAGGGUGUUAAGGGAGAAAGCCAAAGCGGAAUAUGUGCUUUCUCACAGGAAGUAG
Messenger RNA from Acaulospora morrowiae, 694 nucleotides. NCBI's taxonomy places the organism in Eukaryota, Fungi, Glomeromycota, Glomeromycetes, Diversisporales, Acaulosporaceae. The record is from the annotation of a GenBank genome assembly.